AUGAAGUUUGGGAAGAGCAUCUGUAUCCUUAAUGUGGGUGGCACAAAAUAUGCGUUCUCUAAGGAUGUGAUAAAAGAUUUCCCUCUGAGUAGAGUGAGCCGUUUGCACAAAUGCGCCUCGGAGAAAGAGGUACUGGAAGUGUGCGACGACUAUGAUCGGGAACGGAACGAGUUUUUCUUUGAUAGGCACUCCGAGGCUUUUUGUUUCAUCAUGCUGUACGUGAAGUACGGGAAGCUACGUUUUGUACCGCAGAUGUGCGAGCUGUCAUUCUAUAACGAGAUGAUUUACUGGGGGCUGGAGAGCUCACACUUGGAGUUUUGCUGCCAGCGGAGACUGGAUGAUAGGAUGUCCGACUCAUACAUUCAUUUCUCCGAAGAGGAAGCCAAACUCGAGGAAGAAAUGAGGGGCGAGAAUUUGGUGACUCGCGUGGUCACAGAGAGAGAGGACUCAAAGUGGCUGGAGAGAAUGAGAAUAACUUUUGAUGAGCCGACUUCAUCCGUCGCAGCACAAAUAUUGGCCUCAGUGUCCGUUAUAUUUGUUAUAGUGUCCAUGGUGAUGCUUUGCGCGAGUACUUUGCCAGAUUGGAAAACCGUUGAGAACAACAGCGUGGAGGAGCACAGGUACAAUCCAGACUCUUUAGACCAUCCAUCCGGGUAUAUAUGUCCUAUCUUUUUAUAUUUUUCCAGAUUUCCCAGUUAUUUGAUUGUCUGCAAUGUGGUACAUGCUUCUAUGCUCUACUUCUCAGUAAAGGACCGCAAGAGAUCCACAACGUGUUAUUUCAGCUGCUGUGAAUAGCCUACACAUACCCAUGCACAUUUUACCCUACACUUCUGCAGGGCCGGCUCCAGGCAUAAGCAACAUAAGCGGUCGCUUAGGGCCCCUCCCAAAAAAACUAAACUUACUGUUGAGAGUUAGAAUAGUAGAAUACACAAGGUGUAAGUUCGAAAUUUGGUUAUAAAUCAGCAGUUUUUUUAUUGUUUUGUCAGUCACUGACAGUCACUCAAUUAGCCACGUCAGCUAACAAUUGUUAGAUUGGUAAAUUAGUCUAGCCAGUUAUCUAAACUUGUAGUAAUCAUUGCUGAAUACAGACCGGGCAUGCAGUGGCCCUGACCUCCAGGGGGCCCUCAUUGAUUUUGUUAAUCAUUCUCACUUAGAUAUCAUUGAUAUGGCAUAAGUCAUGGCAAAAUGUGUAGAAUUGCAGGAAAUUAGCUUUAAAACUGAAAAAAUAUAUAUCCACAUCAUGGCAAAAUGGGUAGAAUUGCAGGUAAUUAGCUUUAAAACUGCAAAAGAUUAUCUCUGCCCCAUAGCAAAAUUAGUCGAAUUUUAUGGAAUUUGUUGUGAAAUUGAAAACAUUUCUCUCCACCCCAUGGCAAUAUGUGUAGAACUACAGAAAACGUGCUUUAAAACUGCAACCUUUUCUCUACGACCCAUGGCAAAAUGUGUAGAUUUGCAGGAAAUUUACUUUAGAACGUAUAUAUUUCUCUCCACCAUCAAGAGGGGGGCCACUAAGGGGGACCCCACAACCAAAUCUUGUUUAGGGCCCCCAAAAGGCUAGAGCCAGCCUUGCACAUCUGUAUCUUUUAGAACUCAUGCUAAUUUAGAAGUAUAUAUUGUUGUAUUCUGCAUAUGAUACAACCUCUAAAUCUCAAGUGUGUAUUAGGCCUACUACAGUAGUCCUGACCACAGCUGUCCUGGUGGGGAAGGGGGCAGAGGAGGAGCUGAAUGUUUAUCAAAGUUAAAUGUCAAGGGAGCUUCUGGUCGGAUCUUACAAAGUGAACAACACAUUUCAUGUGGCAAAGUCUCCAUUUUGUAUGUCGGUCAAUUGUCAUUAUAAUAUGACAUAUUACACACUUUCAGCUUAAAGGUGUUCGAACUAAAUGUUCAUUGCCAUAAGCACCACUGUCCCUUGAACUAUUGUCGUUUCUGUCUCUGAGUUCUCAAUUGUUAUGCAUUUUAUCUUUCAGGACUAAAACGUCAUAGUCUUUAACGCAAGAGAGGCUGAAGAACUUCACAAGUAGGAGCGUUGCCUCUCUUGUAACAGACAAGACUUACUGUCUUUGCUCCCUUUUUGGAUAAGUGUGUACAGUCGUGGUCAAAAGUUUUGAGAAUGACACAAAUAUGAAUUUUCACAAAGUCUGCUGCCUCAGUUUUUAUGAUGGCAAUUUGCAUAUACUCCAGAAUGUUAUGAAUAGUGAUCAGAUGAAUUGCAAUUAAUUGCAAAGUCCCUCUUUGCCAUGAAAGUGAACUUAACCCCCAAAAAACAUUUCCACUGCAUUUCAGCCCUGCUACAAAAGGACCAGCUGACAUCAUGUCAGUGAUUCUCUCGUUAACACAGGUGAGAGUGUUGACGAGGACAAGGCUGGAGUUCACUCUGUCAUGCUGAUUGAGUAAGAAUAACAGACUGGAAGCUUUAAAAGGAGGGUGGUGCUUGAGAUCAUUGUUCUUCCUCUGUUAACCAUGGUUACCUGCAAGGAAACACGUGCCGUCAUCAUUGCUUUGCACAAAAAGGGCUUCACAGGCAAGGAUAUUGCUGCUAGUAAGAUUGCACCUAAAUCAUCCAUUUAUCGAAUCAUCAAGAAUUUCAAGGAGAGAGGUUCAAUUGUUGUGAAGAAGGCUUCAGGGCGCCCAAGAAAGUCCAGCAAGUGCCAGGACUGUCUCCUAAAGUUGAUUCAGCUGCGGGAUCGGGGCACCACCAGUGCAGAGCCUGCUCAGGAAUGGCAGCAGGCAGGUGUGCGUGCAGAUGCACGCACAGUGAGGCGAAGACUUUUGGAGGAUGGCCUGGUGUCAAGAAGGGCAGCAAGGAAGCCUAUUCUCUCCAGGAAAAACAUCUGCAAAAGGUACAGGGAUUGGACUGCUGAGGACUGGAGUAAAGUCAUCCAAUAACAGUUUGGUGACAAACAAUGCCUUUUCCAGCAUGAUGGAGCACCUUGCCAUAAGGCAAAAGUGAUAACUAAGUGUCUCGGGGAACAAAACAUUGACAUUUUGGGUCCAUGGCCAGGAAACUCCCCAGACCUUAAUCCCAUUGAGAACUUGUGGUCAAUCCUCAAGAGGCGGGUGGACAAACAAGAACCCACAAAUUCUGACAAACUCCAAGCAUUGAUUAUGCAAGAAUGGGCUGCCAUCAGUCAUGAUGUGGCCCAGAAGUUAAUUGAAAGCAUGCCAGGGCGGAUUGCAGAGGUCUUGAAAAAGAAGGGUCAACACUGCAAAUUUUGACUCUUUGCAUAAACUUAAUGUAAUUGUCAAUAAAAGCCUUUGACACUUAUGGAAUGCUUGUAAUUAUACUUCAGUAUACCAUAGUAACAUCUGACAAAAAUAUCUAAAAACACUGAAGCAGCAAACUUUGUGAAGACCAAUACUUGUGUCAUUCUCAAAACUUUUGACCACAACUGUAUGUAUCGCUAACUGUCCAAGGUGCUGAUUUUAGUGGCAUCCGACAGUACCUGUCCAAGGUGCUGAUUGUUUGUGGUAGCCUACUACAAUAUUCAGGACCUGUCCAUGGUGCUGAUUCCUGGCAGAAUAGGCCUACUAUUGUCAUAUGAGACCAUCGAGGAGACAGAUGAUAAUAACGAUGUAUUGCUUUUUCUUGGUGUAAUACACUGUCAGGCUCAUGUCAACUUUUUUUUUUAAAGACUUUUGAUGUUUUGCAGGAGAUUAGAACAUACAUCAAUCAAAUGUAGCCAUUUAUCAAUACAUAUAACUGUCAGCCAAUACUUCUGUCCAUUUGUCUACAGAGCUGUUUGUCAUCCCUUUCUUGUCUGCUCUCACUCUGCUCUUUAACCUGUGUGUCUGUCUUGUAUCCAUGACUGCCACGCGGACCGCUCUCAAGGUAUUGGUAGCUGAAAGGCACCCAACAGAAUCAGUGUGUGUGUGUGUGUGUGUGUGUGCGUGCGUACAAUUGUCGGUAAUGCAGGUAGGUAUUGUUCUAAGUAAAUCGUGGGAGGUUAUAGUUGUACCUGAUUUACUUCCCUUUUUAAAUGGGCAAAUGUUGUAUUAAAGUGAGCAUUACAUCACAAAGGCCAGUUGUCAUAAGGUAAUACAGUAAAGGGGACUUCCAUUCUACUGCAACAACUUUGGAUGUACUGAGCACUUGCACCAAGCCCUCACCUGAAUGCAAAUGACAAAAGUUUAUAUUUGGUCAAAAUGUAAUAAUUGUCUGCAUAUAAUUGACCCAAGGCAAGAAUGCUUUAUGUAUAGCAGGUUGGGAAAACAUUUAUAAUUGAUGAUAUCGACAGUGACCCCUCAACAUCACCACAAAAUAAUUAUGUGAGAUUAUUCAGUGUAUAAUUUAUAGUUGGAAAAUAUGAAUAACAAAUGUAUCAAUAUUGCAUUAAUUGAGUUAGGUAAUCAUAUAUGAGAUGUUAUAAUGUAUGAGAUGUCCGAAUUCAUUUAUAUCAGCAUUUGAGAAUAGCAUAUUUUGAUGGACUACACUAAAACUGGCUUUUGAAUGGCUCACUGGAAUCCCUGGUUACAGCCCUACCUCUACUCGGAACCUUUGUGUCAGCCUGUCCUCCCACUCUCUAAACUUAAUAGGCAUGCUCAGGGCUCAGUCUCAACCAGGUCUAACUUGCCUUUAAUUCAUGGUUGAAUUGAGGGAAAAGAAGCCUCCAAAAACCCUGAUCAGUAUGCCUCUACCAUCCUCUUGCCCUGGAGGAUACCCAUGGAGCGGCAAUACAUCUGUCCUUAUUCCUUAUAGUCCCCUCAAAGCCCUCAAGGUCUAGGAAUGGUCUCCAAAUCAAAUGAAAAUCGAAGAUGUGCAUGCCAGUUUUAUUUGUCAUUUAUUGCUGUUACAGUGCCUUCAGAAAGUAUUCAAACCCCUUGACUUUUUCCACAUUUUGUUGUGUUACAGCCUGAAUUUAAAAUAAAUUACAUUGACAUUUUGUGUCACUGGCCUACACACAAUACCCCAUAAUGUCAAAGUGAAAUUAUGUUUUUAAACAUUUUUACAAAUUACUUAAAAAUGAUAAGCUGAAAUGUCUUGAGUCAAUAAGUAUUCAACCCCUUUGUUAUGGCAAGCCAAAAUAAGUUCAGGAGUAAAACUGUGCUUAACAAGUCAGUCGCAUGGACUCACUGUGCAAUAAUAGUGUUUAACAUGAUUUUUGAAUGACUACCUCAUCACUGUCCCCCACACAUACAAUUAUCUGUAAGGUCCCUCAGUCGAGCAGUGAAUUUCAAACACAGAUUAAACCACAAAGACUAGGGAGGUUUUCCAAUGCCUCGCAAAGAAGGGCACCUAUUGGUAGAUUGCAACAAAAAAAAAAAGCAGACAUUGAAUAUCCCUUAGAGCAUGGUGAAGUUAUUAAAUCAUUGCUUGUAGAAAAAACUAUAAUACCGUAAAUUACAACCUGACCUUAAAAGGCAGAAUAUCUUCUGCAUGUUCUGGAAUAAAAACAUGCAGGUGGUCAGGUUGGUAAAUUACAACAGGAUUACAUUGUGAAAUGUCUAUAUUGCAUCAAAAUGUAAGAGUGUCCAUAAGUCAUAAGGCUCCAAGACUAUAGCCUACCAGCUGUUUGAGAGUGAAGCUUUAUGAGUUAUCAAUGUGGUGAGACUGAAGCCUGCUAUGAGUCGCUGGUCAAUCAAGACCCACUAUCGAUACAGUAAAACAGUAUUGUAUAAGGGAUUGACAGCUCCCUUCUUCAAUAGAACUUUACUCUCCCACUGCUCCUACAUUCUAAGAAAAAAGGGUUCAUAAAGGGUUUUCUGUCUGUCUUUGUAGGAUAACAAUUUUUUGGUUCCAAAACCUUUUCACCCAACGAAUAGGCCCUAACCCUCAAUAUACCCUUUAAGGAGCCCUUCAGUGAAAAUGUUCUAACUUGAACCAAAAUGGGUUCUACCUUGAACCAAAAAGGUUUCUGCUACAGCGAUAGCCGUAGCAACUUUUUUCUUUAAGAGUGUAAUGUCUGCAGUCCAUUGCUUGUAGAUAUAGUGUGUAGACCUGUAGUGGAAUCCCCUUCUCUCCUUCUUGCGUUAACUCUGCCUGGUUCUCCCUCCCACAGGAUCAUCGAGGCUGUGUGUAUCAGCUGGUUCACCGCUGAGUGCAUCGUGCGCUUCAUCGUGUCGCGGGACAAGUGUGAGUUUGUCAAACGGCCCCUCAACGUCAUCGAUCUACUAGCCAUCACGCCCUACUACAUCUCUGUCUCCAUGACGAUGCUGACAGGUGAGAACUCCCAGCUGCAGCGGGUGGGCGUCACCCUGCGUGUCCUGCGCAUGAUGCGUAUCUUCUGGGUGAUCAAGCUGGCCCGUCACUUCUUGGGUCUGCAGACUCUAGGGCUGACACUGAGGCGCUGCUACCGGGAGAUGGUGAUGCUGCUGCUGUUCAUCUGCGUGCCCAUGGCUAUCUUCAGCGCUCUUGCCCAGCUGCUGGAGCAUGGCCUGGACUUGGAGUCGCCCAACGAGGACUACGCCAGCAUCCCCGCCGCCUGUUGGUGGGUUAUUAUCUCCAUGACCACUGUGGGCUAUGGAGACAUGUACCCCAUCACCGUGCCUGGGCGAGUGCUGGGUGGUCUGUGCGUGGUAAGUGGCAUCGUGCUCCUGGCGCUGCCCAUCACCUUCAUCUACCACAGCUUCGUGCAGUGCUACCAUGAGCUCAAGUUCCGCUCGGCCCGCUGCACACGGAGCCUGUCCGCAGAGUUUCUCAACUGA
Molecule: messenger RNA, 6639 nt
Organism: Coregonus sp. 'balchen'
Lineage: Eukaryota; Metazoa; Chordata; Actinopteri; Salmoniformes; Salmonidae
Source: the annotation of a GenBank genome assembly